AUGUCCGAUCCAAAUAGCAGUCACCCACAGACUGUCGAGGAAUGUAAUCAUGCUAUGGAAGCCAUUAUGAGUAAACUAGUGGAUCGUUUGCAUUUCGAGUCGAAGAUUCUAAUCCAUGGACAAGAAGACGUACUCACUCUAUCGGAAUACGAGGCACUCUUCGCCGCCGAUAUGAAGAUAUGUGAAAACGCUCUCGAUGUUGUUUUAGAUCUUGCUAGAAAACGGAAGUCAUAUUUGGAAGCGGUAGUUGCUGCGAGGCGAUUUGAGCGGUCCUUGCCAUCGACCGUGACUAGUGCGUUCAUUCAAACAGCUACAGAGACUAACAAAGCGCAUGACCUACGCGUUAGAUUGAAAGAAGGUGACUACUCUUUCUUUGUACCCGCUUAUGCUCAAGGGGAUAGUAUGGCGAACACGGUCCCGCUCAUGGGUGCGACCACGAUUGCUGCAGGCAAACCUGAUCAUUCGAAUAGUACUGAGAGCAGAGUUUCCAGUAAUAGAAGCACUGCUUUUUCGUCUUGCCUGGCUAAGGAUCCCUAUGUAGUUCCUCAGAUUAGAGAGAGACCACAGUACGCAUCUGAUGCAGCCCGUCGUUUUCUGAGCAAAAUGGAGACUAUCGAACCGGAGGUUUCUACGAUAGCGGAGAUUGAGACCGUGCAACAAGAGCAGAAGACGACAAAAUCGAACGACUUCUCCGUGGGCCGCGAACACAAGUCAGAAACCAUGAACAUCAAGCAAAUAUCAUCGUCAGGCGGUUGUUCUCUUGAUGGUUCUUUAAUAGUGGAUGGUGGUGAAGUUAGCGAUCAAAACGGUAUACGCACCUAUUCACCUGUGCGUGAGAUUCCUCCACCGCCCAACUUCGACGAUACGGAUAUGGAGUCGUUUUGUGAGCCUAUCCCGGCCCGCUCACAGUCUCUCAAUAGUCGAAAAACGAGCAAUGAAGUCGCCUACGCAGGAGAAGAAAAGAGAAUGCGGCCCGAAUGUCCAACUAUGGUGUUGAGAAGUACAGAGAAUACUGCAAAUCCGAUUCUUAAUGAAGAUGUUAAGCCACCCUCAGAGUCUGCUGCCAAGCCUAUAUGGCUGUCAUCGGCGUACCAACCACCACGGAGACCGAAAUUUACCUCCUCUGUGGGCCGCAUGUUUAAUCAAGAAUACUCCAGACGUGUAAUUCCUGAUUUAAAUGAGAGAUUCUACGAUGAGAGGCAAUCCGGUGACUACAUCAGCACACAAUAUGACUAG
Molecule: messenger RNA, 1236 nt
Organism: Cooperia oncophora
Lineage: Eukaryota; Metazoa; Nematoda; Chromadorea; Rhabditida; Trichostrongylidae
Source: the annotation of a GenBank genome assembly